UUGUCGCGUCACGUGGGUCCGUGUCGAAGAUGGCGGCUGCCGGCGGCCUGGGGAGUCGUAGCGCAGCAGUUCAGACGGGCCAGAUAAUGGACACGGGGAGUGGCGGCGCCACCGAGGAGCCGCCGGGGGGCUGCUCAGACACCGUGCUACCGGGGUUCAGGGAUGCCGACUCCUUCGUCAAGCAUGCACUUGGCACUGUGGUGGCUGCUACUAAGGCAUCUAAUGGGCUCCCUCAGCCUGGAGAUGAAUAUGACUUCUAUCGCAGUUUUCCUGGAUUCCGGGCAUACUGUGAAACGCAAGGUGACAGGCUGCUUCACUGUAUGAGCAAGGUGAUGCAGUAUCAUGGCUGUCGCAGUCACAUCAAGGAUCGUAGCAAAGCAACAGAGCUGGAAGAUAAAUUUGAUUUGCUGGUUGACUCCAAUGAUGUCAUUCUUGAAAGAGUGGGUAUUUUACUGGAUGAAGCAGCAGGAGUGAACAAGAACCAGCAGCCUAUCCUCCCUGCAGGGAUGCAGCUCCCAAAGACAAUUGUUUCCAGCUGGAACCGUAAGAGUGGAGAAUCCCACAGAACAAAGUCUGAAACCUUCCGAUUGCUACAUGCCAAGAAUAUCACUCGACCACAGCUCAAAUUUCGAGAGAAGAUUGACAAUUCCAACACUCCCUUUGUACCUAAGCUUUUUGUCAAACCCAACGCUCUGAAACCGCUGCCUGAAGCACUCGCAAAAAGCAGGCGGGAGCGAAAGGAGCGUCCUGAGGACUUGGAUGUACCAGCUGCUCUAGCCGAUUUCCUCCAUCAACAGAGAACUCAGCAGACUGAACAAGACAUGUUUGCUCAUCCUUACCAGUAUGAACUGGAGCACUUUGUUCCACCAGAUGAAGCUCUUGAGAAACCACAACUCCAGAUGUACAGGCCUGUUGAGGACACACCCUGCCAUUUUAUCUCCACCCUGGAUGAGUUGGUAGAACUGAACGAAAAGCUUGUAAGCUGCAAAGAAUUUGCUGUGGAUUUGGAGCACCAUUCCUAUAGGAGUUUCCUGGGCUUGACAUGUCUGAUGCAGAUUUCCACCCGGAUGGAAGAUUUCAUUAUUGACACUCUGGAGCUACGUAGUGACAUGUAUAUUUUGAAUGAGGCCUUCACGGACCCUGCUAUUGUGAAGGUCCUUCAUGGUGCCGACUCAGAUGUGGAGUGGCUACAGAAAGAUUUCGGUCUGUACUUAGUGAACAUGUUUGAUACUCACCAGGCUGCCCGUCUCCUCAACCUUGGCAGGCACUCCCUGGACCACCUGCUAAAACUCUAUUGCCAUGUGGAAACUGACAAGCGGUAUCAGCUGGCUGACUGGAGAAUUCGCCCUUUGCCAGAGGAAAUGAUCCAGUACGCCCGAGACGACACUCACUACCUGCUCUACAUUUAUGAUAAAGUGAGAGAGGCACUAUGGGAGAGAGGAAAUGGACAGCCCACUCAGCUGCAGGUGGUGUGGCAGCGCAGCAAGGACAUCUGCCUGAAGAAAUACAUUAAACCCAUCUUCUCAGAGGACAGCUAUCUUGAGCUCUACAGGAGGCAGAAAAAGCAUCUCAACACGCAGCAGCUAACAGCUUUUAAAUUGCUAUUUGCCUGGAGGGACAAGAUGGCACGCCAAGAGGAUGAGAGUACAGGGUAUGUGCUACCAAACCAUAUGCUACUGAAGAUAGCAGAGGAGCUGCCCAAAGAACCCCAGGGCAUCAUUGCUUGCUGCAACCCGAUCCCACCACUAGUCCGCCAACAGAUCAACGAAAUGCAUCUCCUCAUCCAACAGGCCCGAGAGAUGCCUCUGCUCAAGUCUGAAACUGCAACAGCGGUGAAGAAGAAAGGGUCUCUACCCAACCCAGAGAGGCUGGAGAAUCAUUUGUUUGGACCUCAUGACAAUUCACGUGUUCCUCUGGAUGAUAUUCAGAACCUCUCAGCCUUAGAACCUGCACCAGUUCUGGAAUGCGGGAGCCUCUUUUCGGACAGCGAGGGGGAGAUGGACGGCACAAGGAUAUUAUCCAAUUCCACAUGUCUUGUUGCUACAGCCACUAUCAGUAUAUUCAGUGAGCCUGAUGUGGAUGAAGGGAAUGAGAAGAACUUAACAGUCGCACAGCAGAAGGCUCAGCGCAUAAUGGAGUCCUUUGAAAAUCCGUUUAGAAUGUAUCUGCCUUCAGAACAGAAUCCUGCCCACAUCUCACAAUCAGCAAAGUUUGACCCAUCAUCAAAAAUUUAUGAAAUCAGCAAUCGGUGGAAGUUGAUGAGUCAGGCACAACUGCAGAAAGAGGCAAAGGAAGAAGCCAAAAAGAAAGCAGUACAGCAGAGAGCCGCUCGUGAACAGGUGCAGAAGGAGUGCAAAGCAACAGCAGAGAAUAUUGUCUCAGUCCGUCAGCAAGCUGUGCAGGAACAGGCCAGCAAGAAGAGGGAGAGAAUUACCAGUGAACCAGGAACCGAGACACCAAAACAAGAGAAGAAACGGCCAAAAGCCUCCCAGCAGCCAGAGGAGCAGGAAAUGCCAAAGCAGUUCACCCCCUUUGAUUACAGCAAGUCUAACUUCAAGGUGUUCGCGGGAAACAGCAAAUCCAAGCAGUCAUCCCAGUUUGAUCCAGCCAAGCAGGCCCACACAGGCAAGAAAUUCUCUGGAGCCAACAAACUUCAGCACCCAGCUGGAAAUAAAAGCAUGUCCUACCUGGCUGGGAAAAGUGAUCGGGGCCCCAGGCACAGCUGGCCAAAAAGAUAGUGUUUUGUAAGAGAUCCUGUGGGAACUGCCAAUGAAGAAAAGUCUCUGUUGUCAAGCUGUGGAGAGGCAAAUAUCAAUCACUGCUGCAAUUUUUGUACAGAAAUCUUUUAAAAAUAAUUAAAACGCUUUUUCCAAAGGGGAAAACCAAUUUUAAUUGUUUUGUCUUUGGCCUUUAUUAUAUUUACAUUUUCAAAAGUGGUUGGAAAAUGUAUUUGGUGUCCGGCUGAACCUGUUGCCACCUUCCGCUGUCUGGAAGAGCAGAAUUCGACAUGUCAGUUGGAUGUGGGAUUAACCUGGUUCGUAUUGCCAAAGCCAGCACAGAAAUAAUCAAGAGAUUCAACAAAUGUGCAAAUAUUUGUGACUUGAACUAGAUAUAGGGGAACAAAUCCUAUACAAAUAUAACAGCGAAGGAACUAGAGCCAGACUGUCCCUAUGACGCCAAACUGCCUGUUUAUUCUGCAAGCCACAGUAAUGUAGAAAAUGCAUUUGCUUCCCAAGCAGUAAUAAUUUCAGUGCUUAGAAGAGAAAAGCGCAGGUACUUCUGAAUUGAAUGAAAACCAACAAUUACUGCUUUGCUUGACUGUUACAGAAAUGAACACAGGGACUGAAAGCCAUGUAAAUAGGUUGAAGGUUAAAACACAACUGGAGAAGACUGAAGGGAUCUAUUUGACAUUGCUCACUCCUGUGCUACUCUGUAUUUGAAUGUCUGAGAAUCUCAAAGCUUGUUCCACGUGUUGAAAAAUGAAGGCUUAUUAAUGCCCCUGUGAGGCAGGUAAGUAGUAUCCCCAUUUUACAGCUGAAGGAGCACCAAAUUGAAGUGACUUGGCAAAGUCAUACACUGAGUUAGUGGCAGAGCAGAUACUAGAACUCUGGACUCCUGGUUGUCUGCUCUGACCCCUGGGUGCUGCUCCCUUUCCUAUUGUCCUUGUCCUUUUUUCCUCAGACCUGCAUCACUGCAUAAUGCUGCUCUGUUUUUUAAUCUUCCUAUUUGAGCCUAAUCUCUAAGUGUUAAGCAGCAGGUGAGCGAAUGCAAAAAGGUCCUUUCUGUUUUCAGAGGCUUCCAAUCUGAGCACUUUAUUUCACACAAAAAUUAGCGACGUGCAGGGUGGGUUUUGUUCAUUUAGGAGUUUUGCCAUGAAUAGUGUCAGGCAAAUUACAUUCAGAGUGGCCGAGCUGGGUCCGUUCCUGCUCAUGAAAGCCAUUUGCACAGCUGAAUAUGACACCUGCAGAAAGUCUUUGAAGGGGUGCAGUUGAACAGCAGUUUUCUUUGUGAACGUGCCAUUCCACAGCCCACUCCACAUUUGCUGCCAAUUGCAAUUCCCUUUCAGCUUUGCCACCUCUGCUACUUUUUUAAUGGAUGUAUCAGUGAAUCUAUUGAAAGACCUAGUGACUGUGGGGAUUAAAAUAAUCUUCUGGUUGCUAGAGGCUCCUUUUCCUCAUUUUAGACGUAUGUGCAAUUAACAUUUUCAAAGGUUGGGCUUAAAUUUCAUCUCUUUUUUUGAAUUGAGGUUUGUCAUAGGUUUUAAAAAUUCCCUUAAUGAAUAUGACUGGCAAAUUUAUGCACGUUUUAUCCACGUAAGUGAGAUUAUCGCUAUAAUUCAGAUGCAGUCCUCAUGCUGCACUUUUAUGUUGCAGGGAUAUUUUUUUUCGACCAACAGCCAAGGAACUCUUUUUUUGCUUAAAAAUAAUUUUUGAUAACGUCUUAGG
Messenger RNA from Trachemys scripta elegans, 4445 nucleotides. It is a transcript of the gene EXOSC10, whose product is annotated as exosome component 10. Gene Ontology annotation, cellular component: nucleolus; nuclear exosome (RNase complex). The record is from RefSeq and is a predicted model, not a curated record. Bases 30 to 2738 code for a protein of 902 amino acids. Gene Ontology annotation, molecular function: 3'-5'-RNA exonuclease activity; nucleotide binding; nucleic acid binding. Gene Ontology annotation, biological process: exonucleolytic trimming to generate mature 3'-end of 5.8S rRNA from tricistronic rRNA transcript (SSU-rRNA, 5.8S rRNA, LSU-rRNA); poly(A)-dependent snoRNA 3'-end processing; nuclear polyadenylation-dependent snoRNA catabolic process. The transcript has 25 exons. NCBI's taxonomy places the organism in Eukaryota, Metazoa, Chordata, Testudines, Emydidae.